AUGGGGAUUUGUGGUACGGACAUACAAGACUUUGGUUAUUGGUGGGAAGGCAAGGUGCAAAGUGAGAGGAUGCAUAUUGUAUACCUUCAGGAAAGAAUGGGUUUAUCCACGACGAGUAGCUGUGGGUUAGGGAUCUUAUUGUGGUCAGAGACUCUUCGAGUGAAUAAGUGCUUCCCUAAUCUUCAAGUUCUUAACUUGAUAAGUGUUAGUGGAUUUAAACAACCCAAGAUCCACCCAUCAUAUGUAACUGUAAUUGCACCCAACCUUAUUACCCUCGAACUCGAAUUUGAAUGCAGGUUUAUAUUGUCCAAUUCACUUUAUGUUGAAGCUCUUAAGUUGUCUCACUUCCAUCUUCUCAUUGAUCGUAUUGAGGGCGAAAUCACAAUCAAAAAUUCUGAGAAUUUGAAAACACUAUUUCUCAGUUCUUCAAACAUUCGCUCCUUACUUAUUAAGUUUCCGUUUACAGAAACAAUGGAGAAUUUGUCAUUGGAUAGAUAUUCAGGUAUACAUGAAUUUCGAGAUUUGAAAUUUAGCCUUAAGGAUUUGUUCUGUGUUUUCCUUAACGUGACUUCUUUAUGCUUUAAGUCAAGUGCUUGGUCGGAUUUUAAGUUGUGGUAUGGCACUUGGGAUGGGAUGAAAGCAUUGAAAACAUUUCGUGGGUAUCUGAUGACAGUUGACCUUUCGUUGACUCCAUGCUUGGCUUGUGUGAUGGACCAAUGUAUCAACUUGGUAGAUGUCUCUUUAUUUUUCCACCGUGGUGAUGUAUCGAGAGGUUUCAUUGACAGGUGCAUGGCUCGCUGGCCUAAAGUGAAGUGGAGAUGGGGGAUGUGGGAGGAAGAAAUGGAAGCUGUUUGGAUCACUGAUGAUCAACUACCUAAGAAACGCUAG
This is a messenger RNA of Lactuca sativa (garden lettuce), 888 nucleotides long. Its product is annotated as F-box/LRR-repeat protein At4g29420. The record is from RefSeq and is a predicted model, not a curated record. Lineage: Eukaryota; Viridiplantae; Streptophyta; Magnoliopsida; Asterales; Asteraceae.